This is a messenger RNA of Alternaria arbusti, 495 nucleotides long. RefSeq lists its product as uncharacterized. Bases 1 to 495 code for a protein of 164 amino acids. The record is from RefSeq and is a predicted model, not a curated record. The transcript is spliced from 2 exons. Lineage: Eukaryota; Fungi; Ascomycota; Dothideomycetes; Pleosporales; Pleosporaceae.
AUGGAUCCUCCCGAAAGCAACAAGAAUAUGCCUGCUGCAGAAACGCAGGAAGUUGCAAAAACACAGAAAGCCUGGCCUCUACAACAUUACUGGGAGGGGGAAAUAACAACUGGCUAUACAAACUCCGAGAAACUGAGAAAGCUCCACCAAAAGCUUUUCCCGGAGUUCUACAAAGAUGAGAACAAACGCGGGGACGAUCACCAGUGGGACCCCAUUGAGAUUAAAGGUGAACGUAUGCUGUACUCGUACCAACGUCGCGAUGGGGCGGCUCGGGAUCUCAAGAAAGAAUUCCCCGAGUUUGAAUGGCCUGAGGGAGACGUGUGGGGGUCUGGCAGGCGUGAGUUUGUUCAGGAAGAACUGCUUCGGACAGUCCUUAAAGAGAUGAGAAAAGCGCACCGGUCAUACAAAGACGAAGCAGCAGAUGCAGUAUCGAAAGCGAAGGAAGAUAGUGACGGAAAGGGAGAGGAGAUGGAGAAGCUGAAGGGUGACGCUUAG